This is a messenger RNA of Anastrepha obliqua, 1589 nucleotides long. Its product is annotated as probable cytochrome P450 309a2. The transcript has 7 exons. The record is from RefSeq and is a predicted model, not a curated record. Gene Ontology annotation, molecular function: heme binding; iron ion binding; oxidoreductase activity, acting on paired donors, with incorporation or reduction of molecular oxygen. The coding region runs from base 1 to 1542 and encodes 513 amino acids. NCBI's taxonomy places the organism in Eukaryota, Metazoa, Arthropoda, Insecta, Diptera, Tephritidae.
AUGUUGGAGUAUUUUCUUCAGCUUAUCUUUUUGUUGCAUAUCGUAUUGCUGCCGGCCUAUUUGUAUUUCUCGUGGAACUUCAACUAUUGGCAGAGUCGCGGAUUGCGCACCGCGUUGCCAUUGACUAUAUUCGGUUCUUUUCCUAGCAUUUUAACGCGAAAUAGAAAUCUGAUUUAUGAAAUCGAUGCGAUUUAUGGACGGUAUAAGCAUCGCAGUCGCAUGGUGGGUAUUUAUUUCGUACGUCAACCACAAAUCCUUGUACUGGACAUGCGUUUGGCGCACGAAGUGCUCGACUUGAAUUUCAAUGCCUUUGAGGUGACAGCGGCGAGUAGUUGGAUGCGGCACCACAAGGAGAACAAAUUGGACAAAUUAGCCAUGCACAGUGCAAUGUGGAGCACAGGCGAACGCUGGAAGAAAAAUCGCACCGUGGCGUGUGCGGCUUUGACACUUCGUCGGUUAAAGCGCUCCUACGAAGUGUGGCUAGUGAGUAGUAGGCAUUUACUGCAUUAUUUGGGACAAAAAUGUGGUGAUGCCCAACCAGAAAUUGUGGAGGUCACAGAUUUUGUUGAACGUUUCGUAGCUGAUGCGCUCUGUAUUUUUAUUUGGGGCGUAGAUGCGGGAACUUUAACGCUAUCGAAAAAAGGAAAUAGGUUUCUGAUGAUGGCGCAGCGUGCAGUCAAGCAGACGCGCAGUUUAAGCCGCUACUCCUUCGUGUCUGCUGUCAUGCCACUACUUUGGCGACUAUGGCCUUUCCGUUUGAUUUCCAAGACAGUGGAUAGCUAUUUUAUGCAGUUCACCGUCGAUGCAUUGGAGUGUCAUAUGAAGCUCCGCGAUCCGUGCGGUGCGCCUAAUUUUCUCAGUUAUUUGGAUAACCUGCGUCAUUCGGGCCUUAUGAGUGAUGAUGCGCUGACGGGGAAUUGCAUGGCUAUGCUGAUCGAUGGUUUUGAGGAGGUAUGCAGUACGUUGGCUUAUACGAUUUAUUAUCUUGCGAAAGAGCCACGCGUGCAAGCCAAAUUACGUGCCGAACUGGUGCAAACGCAAAGGCGUGAAAAUUGCAAGGAACUCUCUUUUGACACUUUGAUGUCUCUUUCCUAUCUGGACCACUGCAUAUAUGAAACUUUGCGCCUAAGUCCUAUAGUACCCUACUGUCGUCGCGUCUGCAGUAAUGCCAAUGUGGUGCAGCUUUCUAAGCACAAAACGCUGCAGCUGGAUGAUGGCAUGAUGUUGUGUGUACCCGUUUACUCUUAUCAUCACGAUCCCCUAAUCUUCUGUGAACCAAAUUCAUUCAUGCCCGAACGCUUCGAGAACGUUGCACCAAAGGAAUUAAUGGAGAGUCGAGUUUUUCUGCCAUUCGGUGCUGGACCGAGAAGCUGCUUAGGCAAGGACUUGGCUAUGGUAAUUAUAAAAUCGGCUCUAGUGCCUAUAGUUUCGCAGUUUGCCAUUAGCACUUGUGGACUGACACAGCACGGCAAUAACCAAGGUAUUGAUUCAUUUCUACUCAAUCUGAAUGAAAAACUUAUGCUAGAAAUUAGAAAAUUAUGACUUGUCUAUUUUACCAAUUCAUAAUAUAAUGGAAUUGCUUAUUUUUA